Messenger RNA from Oryzias melastigma (Indian medaka), 1123 nucleotides. RefSeq names its product transmembrane protein 241 (gene slc35d4). NCBI's taxonomy places the organism in Eukaryota, Metazoa, Chordata, Actinopteri, Beloniformes, Adrianichthyidae. The record is from RefSeq and is a predicted model, not a curated record. The transcript is spliced from 15 exons. The coding region runs from base 132 to 1031 and encodes 299 amino acids.
CUUUGUUAAUUAGCAUCGUGACGUGUCUCUGUGAGCUCAGCUAAGGAAGUGAGCGAUUUUGAAAAUGUCUGAGUUAAACUAUUUCAUUUAAGGUUGAAUACAUCUUUACUUUUAGUAGAAAUCAUGUCGAAAUGCAGUGCAGGAGACACAUCCCUGGAUUUGCUUUUAGCUUCGUUUUUGUUCUGUCAUAUUUUACGAAUAAGUUUGUCCUCUCGGUCCUGAAUUUUACGUAUCCAACCUUAUUUCAAGGAUGGCAGACGUUUAUCGGAGCCGUUCUGCUUCUUCUCUCUGGAAAGCUGGGAUGGGUGGAAAUGAGCUUCAUCAGCAGAUCCGCCGCUCUCUCCUGGCUCCCGGCCUCGCUCCUGUUUGUGGGAAACAUUUACGCUGGUUCUCGGGCUUUGUCACGCCUGGAUAUUCCUUUCUUCUUCACCCUUCAGAAUUCCUCACAUGUUGUCACCUACAUAAUCAGCACAGCCCUCCACAGAGAGAAACAGAAGAUGCACCAGCUAAAGUCCAUCAGUAUGGGCCUCAUGCUGCUGGCAGCCGUCAACCUUCCUCUGUGCGACCCUCAGGUCGACUACAGUGCAUACCUGUGGGCUGUCUGCCAUCUCCUCUGUGCCGGUGCGUACAAGGCGUUUCAAGUCCACAAGUCCAGCAGCUUAAGUGACUGUGAGCAGCAUUGGAUCAACUGUUUGUUCAGUGUCCUGCUGCUGGCGCUCGCCGCUCAUCCUACAGGUGACCUAACAGGUGCCUUAGAGUUUCCCUCUCUUCAUUCCGGAGUGUUCCACUGCGGAUGCAGCGCCAGCGCUCUGCUUGGUUUCCUGUUGCUGCUGGUUACUGUCAAACUAAAACGAGGCCUUUCCAGUGAGCAUCUUGGGAUCUGGAUCUUCAUAUCCAAGGUUACUACCAUGUCCCUCUCCCCAUUCAUGUUCAGCGUGAACGUCAACGCCCCGUCUUUUGUGUGCGUGCUCAUCAGUCUGGCUGGCGAGGCCCUGCUGGUGUUUUCCGACAGAGAUUCUCAGGCGGGAUGAUUCCACAUUCUGCUCUUCUGACCAAAUAAAACUGUUCAAUUUCUUAUGUAUUUUCAUAAAUAAAACCUCACAUGGAAUUUACUAUAACGGUU